Morone saxatilis (striped sea-bass) is the source of this 1529-nucleotide messenger RNA. It is a transcript of the gene srsf4, whose product is annotated as serine and arginine rich splicing factor 4. Gene Ontology annotation, biological process: mRNA splice site recognition; alternative mRNA splicing, via spliceosome. Gene Ontology annotation, cellular component: nucleus; ribonucleoprotein complex; cytoplasm. Gene Ontology annotation, molecular function: mRNA binding. The record is from RefSeq and is a predicted model, not a curated record. NCBI's taxonomy places the organism in Eukaryota, Metazoa, Chordata, Actinopteri, Moronidae.
GUAUGGGUUUGUUGAGUUUGAUGACCCCCGUGAUGCAGACGAUGCUGUGUAUGAUUUGAACGGCAAGGAGUUGUGUGGGGAAAGGGUCAUUGUGGAGCACACCAAGGGCCCCCGUCGGGAUGGAGGUUAUGGUGGAAGAAACACCAGAGACGAGGCGCAUGCUUUACCACGAGGUGGCUGCAGUGACGCAGACUUUACGACGCAAUCUGAUGCCAAGGGUGGAUAUGGACGCUGGGGAAGAGACAGAUAUGGUCCACCGAUAAGGACAGAUUAUCGGCUCAUUGUUGAGAAUCUUUCCAGCCGCUGCAGCUGGCAGGACUUGAAGGACUACAUGAGGCAGGCAGGGGAGGUCACGUACGCUGACACCCACAAGGGCCGGAGGAACGAGGGGGUGAUAGAGUUCAGGCUGUACUCUGACAUGAAGAGGGCUCUGGAGAAGCUCGACGGCACUGAGGUGAACGGUAGAAAGAUCCGUCUCAUUGAGGACCGCCCUGGAGCCAAACGCAGGCGCUCUUAUUCUCGCAGUCGCAGCCGCUCCAGGUCCCGCUCCAGGAGCCGCCGUUCUCGCAAGAGCCGCAGCCGCAGUGAGAGCAGCAGUCGCAGCCGCUCCCACUCCAGAGCGGCUUCCCGCUCCCGCAGCCGAUCUCGCAGCAAGAAGAAUAAGGGUAAGAGCAAGAAGGAGGAAGAAGAGCGCAGCAACGGUGCUCCGAAGAACAAGGACCGCAGCAGGAGUCGCAGCCCCAAGAGCAAAAAGAGUAAGAAAGAAGGGAAGAAGAGCAAGAAGGACGACUCCAGGUCCAGGUCUCGCUCCCGCUCCAGGUCUCGCUCUAGAUCAGGGAUUAAGGAUCGUUCUAGGAAAUCUGGCUCAAAGGGCCGCGAGCCGGCUAAGAGUGACGACGAGGGAGGCGAGCCUGAGAGGGGCUCUCGCUCCCGUUCACGCUCGCCUGCUGAAUCCAAAUCCAGAGCCAGGUCUAAAUCAAAGUCCAAGUCCAAAUCCCGUUCCCCCUCACCUGCCAAAGCCCGCUCCCACUCCCGAUCCGCCUCCCGCUCAGAGUCCCGCUCCAAAUCCCGCUCCCAGUCUCGCUCUCGGUCCCGUUCCCGCUCUUAGUUCAGAUUUUGGACUGUUUGUCAUGAGCCCUUAUCCCACUGUCAGCCCUUGUCCUCCAUUUACAUUCCCCGAUCCCCACAACACUACCCCGCCUCCUGUUUUUUGAUAAAUAGCUGUAGAAUACCAGGCACUCUGCCCAAUGUCUUUUAUGCACACGCUACUCCAUUUCAUUUGACUUUUACUCUACAUAUUUUUUCAUUAGAGCUGUCUUGUAUGGAGGUGUUUGUAAAAUAACAGGGUGCAAUCUCAGUUUUAUAAGUUUAAAUGAUGGUAUGGUAUGUGUCUUAGCCUUUUUUUAAUCAAAUGUAGAAGCAUACUGUUUUGUCAAAAUGCUGGGUGGGAAAAUGUUCUAACAUCUCCUCACCUUUUGUGAAAUCCUCGUCUCAUUUUAUUUCAAAUUAAAAAAAAUGCCUGUUCUACA